Messenger RNA from Folsomia candida, 493 nucleotides. RefSeq lists its product as uncharacterized. The record is from RefSeq and is a predicted model, not a curated record. The coding region runs from base 99 to 461 and encodes 120 amino acids. The transcript has 4 exons. NCBI's taxonomy places the organism in Eukaryota, Metazoa, Arthropoda, Collembola, Entomobryomorpha, Isotomidae.
UAUUCUUUCACCAGAAGCUAAUCUUACACCUCUCACUUAAAAAAAUCAAAAUUUUUGGUAUUAUCAAAAUUGUGUCGGGGGGUUUCACAGCUUUCCUCAUGAUAUCGCAAAGUGAAACAAUUUCUGAAAAGGAAUAUCCCGGCUUUAAUAAUUACCGCGCUGGAUACAUCACGUUUGAACUUGGUAGUGUGUUUAUGGCGUUAAUGUACUUCAUCGUAUCCUUCCUGCUAUUCCAGGGAUAUAGAACGGAAAAUCCACGUCUUUGCAAACCAUGGCUGUACUGGAAUUAUUUCUCUCUCGGACUUUUCGUCUCUUCAGGACUGAUUGUUUUUCUCGUCCUGGCGUUUCGUGCCUUAUUCCUUGAGGGAUUGCUAUUGAUACUUAUCAUGGGCAUGAUUUUCUCCAUUUUGCUGUACUUUGUGUUUGUCGUGCAAAGAUUUGUAACGGAAAUUACUGAGUGAAGAUCGGCAUAAAAGUACAUUCGUAAUGUUUA